UUCUCUCUCCCUCUCAAACACUCUCUCUCUCUCAAUCUUUCAUUUGCGUACUUCAAGAUCGUAGUUUGAGCUCUAGCAGCAAUGGAGUCAGCUACGCUAUCCCAGAUCGGUCUAGCGGGUCUGGCGGUCAUGGGCCAAAACCUAGCCCUGAACAUCGCCGAGAAAGGUUUUCCGAUCUCCGUCUACAACCGGACCACCUCCAAAGUCGACGAGACUCUAGAUCGCGCCCACCGAGAAGGGCAGCUUCCUCUUUCCGGGCACUACACGCCUAAAGAUUUCGUCCUCUCAAUCAAGAAGCCCCGCUCCAUCAUCAUCUUGGUCAAAGCCGGCGCCCCCGUCGACCAAACCAUCGCCGCCCUCUCCGCCUAUAUGGAGCCUGGAGACACUAUAAUUGAUGGAGGCAAUGAGUGGUAUGAGAACACGGAGCGCCGCAUGGUCGACGCCUCAGCUAGUGGUUUGCUCUACUUGGGAAUGGGGGUUUCUGGGGGGGAAGAUGGGGCGAGAAAUGGGCCAUCUUUGAUGCCUGGUGGGUCACAUAGGGCUUACUUGAACAUCCAUAAUAUACUUGAGAAGGUCGCCGCUCAGGUGGAUGAUGGGCCUUGUGUGACUUAUAUUGGUGAAGGGGGUUCCGGGAAUUUUGUUAAGAUGGUGCAUAAUGGGAUUGAGUAUGGAGAUAUGCAGCUGAUUUCUGAGGCGUAUGAUGUGCUGAAGAAUGUCGGAGGAUUGGGCAACGAAGAGUUAGCGGAGAUUUUUGGGGAGUGGAAUCGCGGGGAGCUGGAGAGCUUCUUGAUUGAGAUUACAUCUGAUAUCUUUAAGGUGGAGGAUGAGGAGACUGGUAAUGGACAUUUGGUAGAUAAGAUUUUGGACAAAACUGGGAUGAAGGGCACUGGGAAGUGGACUGUGCAGCAGGCGGCUGAGCUGUCCAUUGCUGCUCCUACAAUUGCAGCUUCAUUGGAUUGUAGGUAUAUGAGUGGGUUGAAGGAAGAGAGGGAAGCGGCAGCAGAGAUUUUCAAGGAGGAGGGAUUGAAGGAGGACAUUAAUAAUGUGGGGGCAGUGGAUAAGAAGAGGUUGAUUGAUGAUGUUAGGCAGGCCCUUUAUGCGUCCAAAAUUUGUAGUUAUGCUCAAGGGAUGAAUCUGUUGAGGGCCAAGAGCAUGGAGAAGGUAUGGGGAUUGAAUUUGGGGGAGUUGGCCAGAAUUUGGAAAGGUGGGUGCAUUAUUAGAGCUGUAUUCUUGGACAGAAUCAAGCAAGCGUACCAGAGGAAUCCGGGCUUGGCCAACUUGUUGGUGGACCCAGAAUUUGCUAAGGAGAUGGUGCAGAGACAAGCGGCCUGGAGGAGGGUUGUGGGCUUGGCGAUUCAGAAGGGUAUUAGUGUUCCUGGAAUGUCGGCAAGUUUGCAGUAUUUUGAUACCUAUAGGCGAGGGAGGCUUCCAGCCAACCUUGUGCAGGCUCAGAGAGAUUACUUUGGGGCACAUACCUACGAGAGGAUUGAUCGCCCAGGAUCAUACCACACCGAGUGGUCCAAGCUUGCUCGGAAAGCCCGAGUAUAGUUCAAAUCGUUAGCCUGAGGUUUGAUCUGUGUACCUCGGUUAUUGAUAUUGUUUUUUCAUGGGUUCUUGAGGCAAUGAGCUCUUGAACUUGAGUUGUAUCCACUAAUGAGGAUUUUCUUGCUCUGAAAAAUAUUUGUAGCCUCUGCAUUGUUGUGUAUGCAGCUAAUAAGUGAACACAUAUUUCUUUUCCAAUAA
This is a messenger RNA of Sesamum indicum (sesame), 1743 nucleotides long. RefSeq names its product 6-phosphogluconate dehydrogenase, decarboxylating 3, chloroplastic-like. NCBI's taxonomy places the organism in Eukaryota, Viridiplantae, Streptophyta, Magnoliopsida, Lamiales, Pedaliaceae. The record is from RefSeq and is a predicted model, not a curated record. Gene Ontology annotation, biological process: pentose-phosphate shunt. Gene Ontology annotation, molecular function: NADP binding; phosphogluconate dehydrogenase (decarboxylating) activity.